GGCAUACCAUCGAUCUCUAGUAUAUUUAGAAAAAAAAAAAAACAUAGCUCUUCAAGAUUAGUGCUUUCAUUGCUGAGAGCUAGACACCAUUGAUUUGUAGAGAUUAACGCCUCUUCAUUCUUUCUAGCUCUUCUUGUUAAUCAUAUAUACAACCCCUCCUGAAGCUUUCCCUCCCAUUUCUUUUUCCUGCGAACGACGAACGGCAAUGAUCGCCGGUGCCGGCCAACUUAACUCUUCGGCUUUGCAGAACCAACUCCAGGUUUCCGCUUCUCUUCCUUUGGAAUUGUUCUAGCAAAGUUACAAAGGGGUUUUGAAGAUUGUCAAGCAGUGUUUAAAGUUUAAACACUUCCAAAGGUAGCACUUUGCAGCAGAGAUUUAACUAAACAGAAGGAAAUCGAAAGCUACAUUUGAAAAAGAUGGGUUUCUGGACUCUGUUUGAGGUGGCAUCUAUGCCAGUUCUGCAAGUUUUGAUAAUCAGUUUGUUGGGAGCUUACAUGGCUACUGAGUAUUGCAAUCUUCUUCCUUUGGGUGCCAGAAGAUCCUUGAAUAAGAUUGUGUUUGUGGUGUUCACACCUUCCCUCAUGUUUGCAAGUGUUGCCGAGACUGUCACAUUUGAUGACAUCAUUUCAUGGUGGUUCAUGAUUGUCAAUGUGGCACUUACAUUUUUUAUUGGAUCCAUUCUUGGAUGGUUAGUGGUAAAGAUACUGAAACCAAAGCCUUAUCAGGAAGGCGUUGUAAUUGCUUCAUGUUCAUCAGCAAACUUGGGAAACCUUCUGCUUAUACUUGUGCCUGCAACCUGUCAUGAGGCCGGAAACCCCUUCGGCGAUCAUGAAGUUUGUAGUGCAGUUGGACUCGCAUAUGCCUCGUUUUCCAUGGCGCUUGGUGGUUUCUUCAUUUGGACUUAUACGUAUCAGCUGAUAAGAUCCUCAUCUGUGAAAUUUAAAGCACUUCAAGAAGCUGAAAAGGUGGCCAUGAAGAGGCCGAAUAAGGACUUGGAUGCUGAUGGGGCAACUCACCUUCUCAAAGAAGGAGAUGAAGAGCAGGGCUCUAUUGUAGUCUCAUCUAAAUCCGCAGAUCACCCCCCUGCUAUAGUGACUCAUGAACCAGAUGUAUCAUUUGCCCGAACAAUACUAGCAUUUUUUCAACAGAUUUUACAUGAGUUAAUGGCACCACCAACUGUAGCUGCAAUCAUUGGAUUUGUCUUCGGGGCAGUUCCAUGGCUUAAAAGCUUGAUAAUUGGUGACAGCGCCCCCCUCCGAGUGAUCCAAGACUCAGUUACACAACUCGGGAAUGGAACUAUUCCUUGUAUCACACUUAUUCUUGGAGGCAAUCUCAUGCAAGGCUUAAGAGCAUCGACAAUCAAAAUACCUGUCCUCCUUGCAAUCAUCCUUGUUCGAUACAUUCUACUUCCAGUAAUUGGAAUUUGGAUUGUAAAAGGAGCAGACCAACUAGGGUUUCUCCCACCAGACCCUUUAUUCAAGUUUGUGCUGAUGGUUCAGUUCACAUUGCCACCUGCUAUGAACAUUGGUACCAUAACCCAGCUGUUUGACGUCGCCGAGGCAGAGUGCUCAGUCAUCUUCCUGUGGACAUACUUGGUCUGUGCCCUAGCACUCACUGUGUGGUCUACUGUCUACAUGUGGAUCUUGUCUUGAAUUGUUGAGGAUGGCAAAAAGCCUCAGAAAGUAGUAUGUAGCAUCAUUUUUCGUUAGCAAUUCGCACGCAGGAGCGAAGCAUGAAUCUGAAUUACAUCUGGGUUUCUGUGUCUUGUUCUGAUUCAAUUAGUUUUUUGAAGUGAAAUUUUUGUUUAGGGUGGUCUAGGAGACCCUGUAGGUCGCAUGCUUUUAUUUACCUGAUAGUGUAGUAGGAGUGAAAUAUGAAUAGAAUUAGGGUUUAGUUGGAUUUUCACAGGUCAAUGAAUCUCCAAGUCAUUGAUACCCUGUGUCUGUAAUCUGUUAUGUAUGUAGGUUGUGAAAUAUUUGUUCUUGUGACUUGUUCUCCUGCCAUUGAGUUCAGUAAAACCAUAACAAACUGAACUGCACAUAACCAGC
Molecule: messenger RNA, 2048 nt
Organism: Fragaria vesca subsp. vesca
Lineage: Eukaryota; Viridiplantae; Streptophyta; Magnoliopsida; Rosales; Rosaceae
Exons: 11
Coding region: 417-1652 (411 amino acids)
Biological process (GO): endoplasmic reticulum to cytosol auxin transport
Cellular component (GO): membrane
Source: RefSeq, a predicted model, not a curated record